AUGAAAAGUUCUCGGCGUUUUCUUACAAAAUCACCACCGAGAAAUAAGUCCGUCCCUUCAUGUGAAACAAGCGCAUCUCGUCAAUUUGUUUCUUCCCUAAAUAUUUUUCAUGUUGCAAGACAUCCAAUCGAUGUUAUUCUUAGAAAACAGCCUCGACCUAUUACAAAUCGUGGAAAUCAUUCAAAACCAAGAAUACAUUCAAAAGAUAGACUUGAGCUAGCACGUGGAAAAUCUGAUAGACAAUUUAAUUUGUUUAGGACAAUGUCUAAACAAUUUGACGAUUUAGUUUUAGUUCCAGAAGAUCAAAUACAACAUGAUAAAGAAUUAAUAGAGAAUUUACUUCCAUUUUCAAGACAAUAUUCAAAAGACUCGGGAUUUUUCUCAAAAUUUUUCCCAAAGAAAGAAGUAGAAGUUACACCGCCACUUGUUGAAUCUUCUGAUUCAAUACUUUCUCUUCAAGAGAACAAUAACGAAUCUGAUGAGAUUGAAAAAUCAAUUGAAGAAGAUCAAAAUGAGCCAGAAAAACGUGUUAUUAUCGAACUUCCUACAAAUCCCAGCGAAAAUACAUUGACAGACAAUCAAAAUAUCGAUACAACUAAUGUCACCGACCAAAACAAUGAUAAUGAUAAAGACAAUACUCUUAUUAAUUCAAACAUACCUGAAAUUACUGAAAAUGAAAAUAAGCAAAUUAAUUAUCCAAAUCAGCCUCUAAAUAAUACAGAGAAUCAAGCAAAUACUUCUAAUCAAGACAAUGCAAAGGAUGAAAAAAGUCAAAACAAUCAAAAUUCUUCAAAACGAAAAAAUUCCCCGAAAAAAUCACGAAAGAAGUCACCCGAUAAAAGCAAAGCGGAUAAGGAAAGGGAAAUUUCCAAAACGCUUAAAAAACAGAUUAAAUCAAAACUUAAAUCUAAAAAAUUGUCUUCUCAGCUUAACCAGCAACCUAAAACCAAAACAACUGAAAAUAAGACAAAGUUGGGACUUAAGUUGAUUCCAAAAGACAAAAAAUUAAAGAAAUUAAGAUUACAAGCGAACAAACACAAUAAAACAAUCGAACCAACGCAUCCAGAAAGAUUAAGCAGUAUAAAGUCAAGAAACAUUACUGAAUUCGAGCCAACACAAAAUAACGAAACAACAAAUAUUGAGGAAACUUUUGUUGACUCAGGUGAUUUAACUGACCUUAAUAUCAGUCAAAUAUCAUCAAAUCAUCGUAUUCCAAAUAUUCAGAGCUUGAAUAAAUUAACAGAUUUGUUAAAUGCAGUUAAUCUUGAAUAUUUUGCUGCACAACAAAAUCAAGAAGAAUAUAGCUUCCCUCAUUCCAAACUAUCCCAAAAUGCAGACCAAAAUCCUUUGUCAAAUGUAAAUUUCAAUUUUGAGGAUUCAAAAAACAGCAUAUUGAGAACAGAGACACACAUUAGCAACAACAACUUGCCAAAUAACGACAUAAAAGCAGAAUUUAUACAUGACUUUAAGCAAGAUUUAGAAGAAUCAAAAAAUUUUAUUCCUCAAAUAGAUUUGAUUGGAGAUUCAUUAUUCCAAAAAGACAAUUACCAAGUUGAUGGACCAACUUCAAAUCAGAAAUUCCCAGACACUGAAGAUAAUGAAAAUAAUUUUAAAAUUUCUCAGAAUUGGCAGUAUUUUCCUGAUAACGAUAUCCAACUAGAACAACUUAGAGAUGAAUUUCUUAUUAAUGACCAGAUUGAUGCUGAUGAUUUGGAAUUAAUACAAGAUCUUAUUAAUAUCGAAAAUGGAGAAUUUGAAGACAAGUUCAGCACUAUAGAAUCAACUCACAUAUCAGAUACAGAUCUUCAAUCCCGUGCCGCCGAUUUAAUUUCAAAAUAUGAAGCAAAAUUAGACUCCAAGAUUACGUAUCCACAGAAUAAUCAGGAACUCUAUACAGAUGAGACUACGAAUGCACAAUUUAAUGAGAAUAUUUCAAAAGAAGGAAAUCAAAUUUUCUCUCAAUACGAUUUCUCAGACUUAGUAAGAGAACAAAAAGAUUUUCUGGAACAAUUAAAUGCAAUUCAAUGUAUUUUUAACUUGUCUCCUAUUGAGAAUGAAGAUUUUUCGAAAUGCAAUGAAGAAUUCAUCUCAGAUACCCAUAAUAAUAUAUUCAGCAAUGAAGAUGACCAAAUUAUCACCGAAGAUCAAAAAGAAAUCCAUUCAAAUCCUGAUUUUGAUGAAAUCCAGAAAAUGCGUCAAACUCUAAAUGAUUUCUUGGAUCAAUUAUCAAAUCAAAAUCCAGAUCAACAGGAUCCAUGCAUCAAUUUAUAUGAAUCUGAAAAUAUAAUUUCUGAUUUUCCAAAACUAGCUAAUUCAGUGGAUAAUUUUGAAAUCCCUACUAUCAGCUUGAACCAAAAUUCAAUGAACUCCGAUCAGAUUUCAGAAUGUAAUUUUAUCACAUCUAAUAUUCAUAAAAUAUCAGAAAAUGAUCAAAUUAUCAUUGAUAGUAAGCUUCAAAAUACAAUUCCUUUCAUUGAUUUCACAUCCUUUGAUGAAAAUAGCGCCGAUCAACUUAAUUUCGAACAAAAGUCAUCAGAAACAUCAAUAAAAGACGAAUAUUUGUCAUCAUUACCAGCAGUUAUUGUUAAACCAGAUGAAUUCAUUGCUACAAACAAUGACUUUUAUGAAGAUUUCAAUGAAUUACAAGAUUCUACCUUUAAUCAACACAAAUUAUUCCAAGACAUAGAAGAACAAAUGAUAGAAAAUGAGAAAUUUAAUUCUAUAGUUGCGAAUAUGAAGGAAAUUGAAGAUCAACUAAUUUCAUCAACAAAUUCAAUCAAAGAUACAUUUCCUAUGUUGGAUUUGAUGAAACAACAGAACGAAUUAUUCAAAUCUGAACUAAAUGAAUCGAAUUCUUUUAGAUCUGAUAAUAAUGAUCUCAAAGAUGGAGAAUUCUUCAAUCAUUCAACAAUGAAUAGACAUAAUUUAUCAUUUAAAGAUAAAUCAGGUAACAAAGAAUUCAUCAGACACAUGGAAAGAAAUCAAUCACUAAUAGAUUCGUUUUCAACUGUAAUAAGAGCUGUUGAGAGCAGUCUUGACAUUUCAACAAGGCUUCAAAAUGACUCCAUUCCAAACAUUAAAUCCAUAAAUGAUAUAAUUGUCAAAACUGAGACUAUUCUUCCAUUAAACAAUGAAAUCAAAGUUACAAUUAUGAAAGAUAAAUUUGUUAACUUCAAAUUGACUGAAAACCAAGAAAUCAAGGACAAAUUUACUCAGAUUUUGCCAAAUAUAGAUUCACAAGAAGAUGACGAAUUGAUUGACACAUUCGCUAAGAGAUUCAUCAUCAAAACAUCAAAUGAAGAACUUGACAAUGAAUUCCUUGAAAAUUAUGAAGAAAUUUGUUCUUGUCUACAUGAAAAUGAAGAGUUGAUUGAUAAGUUUACCAAGAGUUAUAUGAACCACAAAUCAAAUGAAGAACUUAUAUAUAGUUCUCAAGGAAAUGAAGAAAUGAUUGAUUUUAUUACAAGAGAACUCCUGAUUAAUGAAUCACUUGAAAAUGAUGAAGAAAACAAGGCUAGUUUCACCAAUACAUUUCUCCAAGAAAGUGAUGAAUUGAUUGACAAGUACACAAAACAAUUCAUGAACAACAAAUCAGAUGAAACUGAAGAGGAGAUUAAAGAUAAUUUCAUUAUUUCUAAAGCAUAUGAAAAUAAUGAAAUUCAAGAUAAGUUUGCUUCAGUAAUGAUGAACAAUAAUAUUUCUGGGUUUAAUAAUUCGAAGCCUUAUACUUCAAAUGAAAUAAUCUCAUCUGAAAAUAAUUAUGAGUUUGAAAAGAUUUUCAAGUCACUAGAAAACAAUGAAAUCCAAGAUAAAUUUGCAAAUCAAUUUAUCAAUUAUGAUUCACAAGAAGAUGAAGAAAUGAUUGAUAAAUUUGCAGAGAUUUUGAUGAAUUCUUUAUCAAACCAAAACGAAGAGAUUGUUGAUCAAGUUACAUUAUGUUUAUCUCAAAACGAAUUCGAUGAACAAUUGAUGAAAGAAAACAAUUUAGCUAAGCAAAAGAAGAUCAUUUCAAGGGAAAUUAACUUGAAUGAAGAGGAAGAUGAAGAUGAAAGUCAUAAUAUUGUCAUUAGAAAUAUUGAUUAUAUCUACAAACCUGAUAAAGAAGAAUUCCAAAAAACAUUUUUAUCAGAGUUCAAUGUUUCAGAAGGAAACCAUCAAUUCAUUGAUGAAUUCUGCAAUAAUAGCUUGCGUAGUGAUACAUUCGAAAUCUCGAGAAUUAAUGAAGAGAGCAUAAUUGAUGAAUUUUCAAAAGAAAAACAGAGCUAUUUAAUCAAUGAUGAAGAUAAUUACAUCAUUGAUCAAAACAAUUCAUUAAAUAACACUAAGAGCUUUGAUGAUGAAAUUCAGGUUAAAUUUACAAAUAGUGCCAAUGAUGUUAUGUUAUCGAAUAAUUCUCAUUAUCAAGACAUUAGUUAUGAAAAAUCUCAGCAUCAGUUUGAUAAUGAAGAACUUCCAGUUUCAUAUCAGACGAAUUUAGUUUCAAAUGACAAAAACAUCAGAGAUAAUUAUAUUAAUAAUGAAAACAUGUUGACUUCUAACAAUAAUUUCAUUCAAAUUCAAAAUGUCAAAGAAAAUGAAUUAUUAGAGAGCCAAAAUAAUGAAAUUGAUAAUUCUCAGAAUUACCAUAAUAUUCGUAGUCGCAGUAUUUCAAAUGAAUCAUUAUCAUCAUCAAAUCAAACAAAAAUUAAUUCAUCAGAAUUUAAUAUUUCAAAUCAAAACAUAUUCAAUAUAUCUGACAUUAAUCUUAUUGAUCAUUGCGAAAUGAAUUUCAGUGACAUUACAAAUUCCGAGUUUAUUGAGUGCAGAAUUAAACAAAUUGAUGAAGAAAAAGAAGAUAAUUCAGAGGAAGAAGAGGAAGAUAUUGUUGAUUAUUGCUCAAAUAUUCAGAUUCCAGUUAUUGAAACAGAAAUUAAAGAUGAAACUAAUAAAACAAAUCAAAACAAUUUAUACAAUCCACAAAAUGAAGAAGAGUUCAUUGAUAAUACCUCAAACAAAGCAUUUGAAAUCUCUCCAUCAUUAAAGUCAAUUCUUUCAUUUGUCAAAGAUGAAACACCAAACAACAAAACGCAAAAUGAACACGGAUUCAUUGACAAUUUCACAAACGAAGGAUUUACAGAUAAAUUUGUUAAUAACUAUGCCUUUGAAGAUAAAAUACAUAAUCAGUCAUUUAUUUCUAAAGGAAGUAAUGAUUUAGAAAUUAUCUCAAAUAGCAUUAUAAGAUUUGAUAAAACAGAUAUCAAAGAUAAGUCAUCAAGAAAUAUACAUCUUGACGAAAUUUCCUCAAAUAUCAAAACAAACUACACAAUUUAUAAUAUUUCAGAAAGAAAUAUUGUUAAUGACAAUUUAUUCUUUGAUUCUUCAGCCAAUGAAUUAUCUUUUAAUGAAGAAGGAAAAGUUCCAUCAAAUAAUGGAGAUUCUGACAUCUCAUUAUUUGUUGAUUCAUCUAUCAACGAAAUAUUUUCAAAUGAAGAAAAUAAUAAUCCAUCAAAUGUGCAAUCACGCGAUAUCUCAAUCAUUGAUAAUUCAAAUCAAUCAGAACAUAUUGAUAUAUUUAAUCUACAAAACAAUCAAAACAUUUUAUCAGAAAUUCUUCCAAAUGAAUUCAAUUUAUCAAAUCAAAAUGAUUUUGUUAAUAAAUUCUGUUACUUUGGAAAUUGCAAUUUCUUUGCUUUUGAUCCAGAUGAACAAAUGACAGAUAGCUCUAAUGAUAAAGUAGAUCCUUAUCAUCAGUAUUUUGUUGCUUUCUCUGAUGAAUAUUUCUUUGAUCCAUAUGCAAAAACUGCUGUUUCUUCUAAUUCAGAAUUUAUUUUUGAUACACAAAAUAUUAUUGAUCCAUAUGCAAAAACUGCUGUUUCUUCUAAUUCAGAAAUUAGUUUUGAUGCACAAAAUGUUAUUGAUAUGGAAUCAUUAAUAAACCCAAGCAAUUCUUUGGUAAACUUAGAAGUAUUGAAUAGAUUGGAAAGAAACCAAGAUUUAAUUCUUAAAUUAGCAGAAAAUCUAACAUAUUAUCCAUCAUCAGCUGAACUUUUAGGAACAGCAAUCUUAAAUGACACAAACAUUAUGGAUGAAGAUGAUAUUUAUAUUGAUAAUUGCAAUAUUAAAAAUCAACAAAGGAAUUUCAAAGCAGAUCUUAUUCAUUCCUUGACAAAUGCUCAACAACAAGAUAAUGAUCUAAGAAUUACUCCAAUGAUUAUUGAUUUGAAUCAAAAUAAUCUUUCAAAAUUCCAAAUUUUGGACAAAAGUUAUAAAACCAAUGAUUUCAAUGACGAAAACAAUCAAAGUAUUGAGAAUUAUUUGCUUAAUAACCUCAAUUUCAACGAUAUACAGGAUUGGUGCCAAAUCAGAUUCAAUAAUUCUCCAAUUUAUAUUAAGAACAAUGAUAUCGUAGUAUCUGAUGAAACAAUAGAUGAAGAAGAGUUCCAAUUUGAAGAAAGAAGUCCUCCAAAGCCUUCAGGCCUUUCUACAGAUAUAGAAAAAGAAACCCCACAUAUUAAAUUCGGAGAAAAUGUUUCUCCAGUCAAAAACUUUUGGGAAUCAAUUCAAAAAACAACAUCAAAGAAAUCUCAAAAAGUUCCACCACCUCUUUUAAUCAACAACUCUCCACUUUCUCCUACUAAAAAGGCUCCUCCGUUGCAAACGAAAAUUUCCCAAAUUCCAGCACCGUUUUUAGAGACAAAAAUUUCUCAAUUUACUCCUCCAAGAAUUGCAAUUCCUUCUUUUAUUGCAUCUCCUAUGAUUAGGGAGAAGACAACUCCUAAACUAGAGAAGCCAUUGAUAAAUCAUUUGGACGUCUUCGAAGAAUUGUUUCCAAUAGAGAAAACAAACAAUGAAUUUCCAAAAUCACACAAAAUUCCAAAAGAAAAACUUGAUUUUGGGGAAUCAACAAAAGAAGAAUUUAAUGCAGAAUAUUACGAAAAAACUCUUGAAACUAAAAAAGAAACAAAAAGAAAGAAGAGAACAAAAACCAAAAAAUCUCCAAUCAAAAACAGAGAAAUUAAUCAAACUUUAGUUAAUGAUAGAAUUUCACAGACAUCAAACAAAGAACUACUUGAUAAUCUUAAGAAAAUAGAACAAGAUUCUAACGCCGAACUACUUAUUGAACUAAAUAAGAUCGAAGAAACUUCAAUCAAAGAAUUAGUUGAUAAUGAAGAAAUUAUAAAUGAAACAGAGAUUCCACGUUUGGAAAACAUUUUUACACCUCAAAAACAGAAAUCAAUCCAAUCAAAAUCAAUGAAUGAAGCUGAUCAAUCAUCAAUAAGUUUCCAGACUUUCUUUUCUUCAACUGCUUUUCCAAUAUCUAGAAGAAAUCCAGUUGUCAACAAAUUGUUUAAACUCAUUAUUCCGGAGAUCAGAGAAUUGGAAAAUCCAGCUGAAGUUGGAAAGUUUGUAUUAGAUUUAUCAAGAGAAUUCAUGACAACAAACUUAGUUCCAUUGACACAAGAAAGAAUCGAUUCAACAAUCAUUUAUUCUUUCGAACUAAUUUCGAACAAAACCAUUUUCUCAAAAAUUUUGGCAAAUGGAUCAUUAAAUAUUGAAAACUCAACAUUUAACAUCCAAGAAACACCAAUAAAUAAUAAGAAGGAUAGUAUCAUAAUAGGAAAGAAAUCAUUUAAAUUUCCAACACAACUAAUUCUUGAUGAUGUUAUGACAAAUAUAAAAUCAGUUCAAACAAAUUCUCCUGACUUUGUUUUAACAAAAAUUUUGAAAUUACUUUCAUCAACUGAUAGAAUAGAAGAUUGCAUAUACUCUCCUGAUAUGAUACUUGCAACAACAUUGCUAUCUUUUGAAGGAAUUGACAAUGAAACAGUACGUUCUAUUUAUGAUAUUUUAGUUUCUCAAAAUUAUUGGAAUUAUUUCUUGAGAAUUUUGAUUUGCGAAGAAAUUUCUUCAGCCACAGAACCAUUUAUGAGUUUAACACUUAGUAAUUCAAUCUUAGUUAAACUUCUACAAACAUUUAUUGCAGAAAUUGAUGAAGAUGAGGAUUAUUUAGAAAAUGAAAAAAUCAUUCAUUUAUUGAGAUCAGUUUUCAUCAUAUCAAAUUUGAUUUACAAAGAAAAUGUUGCCAGUAUUAAGGCAUUGGCUAAUUUCCUCAAUUUGGCUAAUUUAGAGAAGAUAAAUAAUCAAAAUCUAUUUAAUAUGAUUGAUAAUUGGAUUACCAUGCCAAUUGUUUUGAAGAAAGAACAUGAAGUUUCAGUUGAUGUUGCAGCCAUUAAUCAUUUCAUUCUUGGCAACGCUGAUAAAGUUUUCAAUGAAAUUUCCACAUUCAUUAAUAUGAAAAGAGAAGAUCAUCCACUCGUUUUUUCUGUUUACCAGAAUUUAAGAUACAUUCUUGUGAACGAUUAUGAUAUUAACUGUCCGUUUGCUAUUCAUUUAUAA
This is a messenger RNA of Trichomonas vaginalis G3, 8376 nucleotides long. RefSeq lists its product as uncharacterized. The transcript has a single exon. Lineage: Eukaryota; Parabasalia; Trichomonadida; Trichomonadidae. The record is from RefSeq and is a predicted model, not a curated record. The coding region runs from base 1 to 8376 and encodes 2791 amino acids.